AGUCUCUCUCCCUGUCUCUGUCUCUCUGCAAAGGGAAACAGAGCUCUUCCUCACCGCCCGGAGCUCUCCCCGCCUGCCCUCAUUGCAGCGAAUUUUCUUCCUCAAUGUAGGUCAUUUGCCACAGCCUCCUUUGCCUCCAAACCCCGUGGUUUUGUGUUUUUCCUUUUUUUGUUGUUUUUGGUCAUCGCUGCAUUCCUCUGGACAAGAAAACCUGGUGGAUUCCAAAAAAAAACAAAAAAACAAACAAACAGAGCGAGAGAACAGCCUGGAUAGACUAAAUCCUUCUGUGUCACAUCGUCAGUUCGGAUUCCUUGGAAGUCUUUGGCUGUGUUUUUUUAAAAAAAAGAAAUAAGAAACGAGGUUUCACGCAGAGGCAGCAUUGCCACCGGGAAGGAAAAGACAUGUCCUGGAAUUGAAAUGACACCAAGCAGCUUCCCGUGGAGGGAAUUUUGGUGCUUCGUCUUUAAGCGUUAAUAUAGUGGGAGCCACUCCAGGCUUGGAUUUAUCUGGGCGAGACUCGUUGUCCUGGUGGAGCGGCGUGACAACCAGGAUCCACCCUUUGUUUCCCAAUUCUGUUUGUCUGCCAAGGGAGUCGAGAUUAAGGUGGGAUUACGUUCUGGGAAUGGGAUGCAGAGAAGAGGACUCCCGUGUUUUUCUCCCAACGGUGGAAUCUGUUUAUGAUCAGAGUCUUUGAGUUCUCCGCCCGCCGCGCAGUUCCAGGUGGGUGUUGGGACCUCCAUUACCCGAAAGAAGACAGCCUCCUGCCGGCCGGCCGGUUUUCUCGACCGCCUUGGCUCUCCCCUGGUCCGCGGAAGAAGGAGCCCCGCUAAUGCCGCUGUAAACAAUGUCGAGGCCCAAGAGACUAUUAUGGCUUCCACUGGUCUUCACCCCCAUCUGUGUCAUGUUGAACUCGAAUUUCCUACUUUGGAUAACAGCUCUCGCCAUCAGGUUCACGCUGAUCGACAGCCAAGCACAAUACCCCGUUGUCACCACAAAUUACGGCAAAAUCCGGGGCCUGAGAACACCACUGCCCAAUGAGAUCCUGGGCCCCGUGGAGCAGUAUCUGGGGGUGCCCUACGCCUCUCCCCCCACCGGAGAGAGACGCUUCCAGCCUCCGGAGCCUCCGUCCUCCUGGACCGGGAUUCGCAACGCCACCCAGUUUGCCGCUGUCUGUCCGCAGCACCUGGACGAGCGAUCCUUGCUUCACGAUAUGCUCCCCAUCUGGUUUACCGCCAAUUUGGAUACCUUGAUGACCUAUGUGCAAGAUCAAAAUGAAGAUUGCUUGUACUUAAAUAUCUACGUGCCCACCGAGGAUGGAGCCAACACAAAGAAAAGCGCAGAUGAUAUAACCAGUAAUGAUCGUGGUGAAGAUGAAGAUAUCCAUGAUCAGAACAGUAAGAAACCAGUUAUGGUCUACAUCCAUGGUGGAUCUUACAUGGAGGGAACUGGCAACAUGAUUGAUGGCAGUAUUCUAGCAAGUUAUGGAAAUGUCAUUGUUAUAACCCUCAACUACAGGCUGGGCAUUUUAGGUUUUUUAAGUACUGGGGACCAGGCGGCAAAAGGCAAUUAUGGUUUGCUUGACCAAAUCCAGGCUUUACGGUGGAUUGAAGAAAACAUUGGAUCCUUUGGAGGGGACCCGAAAAGAGUGACUAUCUUUGGCUCAGGAGCCGGAGCAUCUUGUGUUAGCCUGCUGACCCUGUCUCACUAUUCAGAAGGUCUGUUCCAAAAGGCCAUCAUACAAAGCGGAACAGCAUUAUCCAGCUGGGCAGUGAACUACCAGCCUGCCAAGUACACUCGGAUUUUGGCAGAUAAAGUCGGCUGCAACAUGCUGGAUACCACCGACAUGGUUGAAUGCCUUCGGAACAAGAACCACAAAGAACUCAUUCAGCAGGCCAUCACUCCAGCGACGUACCACAUUGCUUUCGGUCCCGUGAUAGAUGGUGACGUCAUCCCAGAUGACCCUCAGAUCCUCAUGGAGCAGGGGGAGUUCCUUAAUUAUGACAUAAUGCUCGGCGUGAACCAAGGCGAAGGCCUAAAAUUCGUCGACGGCAUCGUGGACAACGAAGAUGGCGUUUCGCCCAACGAUUUUGACUUCUCCGUCUCCAACUUUGUGGACAACCUGUACGGUUACCCCGAAGGGAAGGACACCCUGCGGGAGACCAUAAAGUUCAUGUACACGGACUGGGCGGAUAAGGAAAAUCCCGAAACCCGGAGGAAGACUCUGGUGGCCUUGUUCACGGACCACCAGUGGGUGGCCCCGGCCGUGGCCACGGCGGAUCUCCACGCCCAGUAUGGCUCCCCGACAUACUUCUACGCAUUUUACCACCACUGCCAGAGUGAGAUGAAGCCCAGCUGGGCCGACUCCGCCCACGGAGAUGAGGUCCCCUACGUCUUCGGCAUCCCCAUGAUCGGCCCGACGGAGCUCUUCAGCUGUAAUUUCUCCAAGAACGAUGUCAUGCUUAGCGCGGUCGUCAUGACCUACUGGACCAACUUCGCCAAGACCGGGGAUCCCAACCAGCCCGUUCCCCAGGACACCAAGUUUAUCCACACAAAGCCCAAUCGGUUUGAAGAAGUGGCGUGGUCUAAGUAUAACCCCAAAGACCAACUGUAUCUCCACAUCGGCCUGAAGCCCAGGGUGAGGGAUCAUUAUCGAGCGACUAAGGUGGCCUUCUGGUUGGAACUGGUCCCUCACUUGCACAACCUGAACGAAAUCUUCCAGUACGUCUCGACCACCACGAAGGUCCCGCCUCCCGACAUGACCUCCUUUCCCUACGGCACCCGGCGGUCUCCGGCAAAAAUCUGGCCAACGACCAAGCGUCCGGCCAUCACCCCCGCCAACAACCCGAAGCAUUCGAAGGACCCCCACAAGACCGCCCCGGAGGACACCACGGUCCUCAUCGAGACCAAACGCGAUUACUCGACCGAGUUGAGCGUCACCAUCGCCGUGGGGGCGUCCUUGUUGUUCCUCAACAUCCUGGCCUUCGCGGCGCUGUAUUACAAGAAAGACAAACGCCGCCACGAGACCCACAGGCGGCCCAGCCCCCAGAGGACCGCGACCAACGACAUCGCCCACAUCCAGAACGAAGAAAUCAUGUCCCUGCAGAUGAAGCAGUUGGAACACGACCAUGAGUGCGAGUCCUUGCAGGCCCACGACACCUUGAGACUCACGUGUCCGCCCGACUACACCCUUACCCUGAGACGGUCCCCCGACGACAUUCCGCUCAUGACCCCCAACACCAUCACCAUGAUCCCAAACACAUUAACAGGAAUGCAGCCUUUGCAUACUUUCAACACCUUCAGUGGGGGACAAAACAGUACUAAUUUACCCCACGGACAUUCUACCACUCGGGUAUAGGUUGGCCAUUUCCUCUCCGAUGCCCUUCCUCUCUUUCCCUCAAUACCUUGGAAGAAAGAAAAAUUUAGGAAAAAAGAAACAGACAAAAAACAAAAAAAAAAAACAAAACAAAAACCCGGAACGUUUCUCGUCCGACGCACUUCGCCAACGAGGAGAAAGGGAGGUCGCUAUUUUCUUAUCAGUCCUUCCCAGACGGACUCUCCGAUAUUAAAGGUCAACUUCAAACCCUGUGAAAUGUGAAACGUGUACAUCGCUGUUACAAUACCGCUUUAAGAUCUCAUCCACUCCAGCCGAAAGUGUAAUGUGGAUAGGGAAAGAAGAAGAGUCACUUCAACGACCUGGAUGCUUGGAGUGUCACAGAUAGAAGCUGAAUCUUCUGGAACACAGCCAGGGAUUCUACAGUGGCAUUUGGGUUCUUUUUGUUUUUAAAUCAAAUGGGGGAGAAAAAAGUUCUUUAUGUGCCAUACCAUGAAUGGCCCCUCUUAAAAACAAAGACAGCAUCUUGGGCUUUUACCCAGCAUACAGAGCUGUAAUCCAGAAGGAAGGAAAUAUUAAGGUUUCAUUAUUAAAAAAAAAAAGAGGACUGACUAUGCAGUAAGACGUGUAUAGUUCUGUGCAAAGAGAUGGUUUGCCACCGUGAACUAUAUUUAAGAAACUCUGUAAAAAGUGUACAUAGCUGUGGGUUUAAAAAGACAAGCUUUUAUUGAUGUUUUCAGUUUGAAAGAGCUUUUAGAAAGAUUGUGCUUUCAGUUGUGAUCUAUAUGUAUAUAUAUACAUUAUUCAUAUCACCUCUGUUUCCUCCAGACCGACAAAGGGGGCGGGAGGGGUUUCCUCUUAAUUAGUUGUGGUAAACAAAGAAAUGGGAUUUUCUAACAUGUUUCAUUUGCAGGAGGACACGGUGUCACGCAGAGAAUACGAAUGGUCGGUGUGACCCGCGUAUUUCCGCUCACAGGUUACACAAUUGCAUGUCAAAGCAUUCUUAGGAGGCAGUUAUUUUUAGAAAGUUUUUAUUUUUGUGUGUUAUCCUUCAUUAAGUUGCAACACAGAGAUGGAUCCAGAAACUGGAGCAACAGCAACAAAAAUAUUUAAAGCUUGUUGAAUUGAAAAAAAAACCCACAAAAACCACACAAAACAACAACAAAAAAAUAAAAGAGAAGUCCAGUUCUGUAGUUCUGGUUAUUUGAAUAUGUUAGGAAGAGAUGCCUUCCAAUCUAAUGCCCUGCCAAAAAAAGUAAAGAAAGCCUGUCUUUGGGCAAGUCUUUUUUUCCAGUAAAUCUAGCUCUGUAUUCAUGAGCAGCUGUGGGAGAGCACUGGCUGAGAAAAUAUCCACUCAGCUUUGCUCAUCGGAGGAAAUAUGCAGUUCGGAGGAAGAAAUGUUGCUUUCUUUUUCUAAAGGGUAAAGUUCUCAUCGAUCUGUCGGCGAAUAUGUUUUGUAUCCCAUCUUUCCAUUUAUGUGAUCAAGCUUAUGCCUGUCUGGAAACAAUAGAUUUUUUUUUUUUAUUUGGCCUGUUAGUUCUGUGGCAGUCACAAAUCAGUGUGGAUAGGGAAAAGGAAAAAAGGAAAGAUCCCACAGAUGUGCUCCGCACGAGUCUUCCCACAACUCCGGAUGGCUUCGACUUCAAGUUAUCGUGUGGAAAUGAUCGCCUCCCAGCCCAUUGGGAUGGGAGAGCCUGGGCCAAGCGGCCUUCCCUCGGAAAGCCCGUCAGUUUUGUUUUAUUUUCAAAUUGCUUCGAGGGUUACCAGACGGAAGUAGACGAUGGUUACCGGAGAGUCCGUCCUUUGGAAGGCACUGCGUCACCGAGAGAGAGUAGCCAAAGAUAUCUGAAGAGUCUUGCUUUGUGCUUGAAUGUUCCAAUUCCGCAGGCCAGUGUUUUCAUCUCGGCGCUAAACUGUAGAUCUUCCUUCAUCUCACCUCUACCCCAACAUCCCUUCUCCCCCUAACCCCAGCGCAGAACCGAACGCACCAGCCUCCGUGACCCUUUCUACUAAAGCCCUCGGGAUAGCCAACCCCCGCUAAGAACGUAGGCUUAGUCCAUCACCGGCGUGAGUUUCUCCCCUGUAGAUGGAGGAAGCGGAUUCCCCGCCAAAGUGUUAACCGCCAAUAAAAAUCACGACGCGAGGGUAGGGCUUGUCUGUGUAAGGUAGAGUUCCAAAUUAGCAAGUGGUGAAGCGAUACUUGCAGGUAGUAAUGUGGAAAACCGUUCCCUCUUAGCUUCUGCAUUUUCUUGAAGUUGACUCUCUUAAUAGGCCAUUUCCAUGAGCUCUGUGCUGCCUCAGCUGAGACACAGCACUUAGGCUCUUCAUGAAACUAAAAAGGCAGUGAUGCUUGGCAUCAUAAUCAUUGGGUAUGUUUGUAAUGUGAAUUACGGUAUUUGUUUAGUACUUCCAAUUGUCUUCUGCUAGCAAUAUGUACAGUAAUGUGUCAGGCUUGUGACAUUUGGGAAAAAAAAAAAAGAGUUCCUGUAAGUGAAUGAUUUUAGCUUUUAACAAUGAUUAUGAUCAUUCCGUUAAAUCCAUCUGAAAUGACGUCCAAUUUCUACAAGGAAAAAUGUCAUAGGGUUUCGUAGAAUUCUAUCAUGAAAUAGAUCGCAGUCCGUAAAACGCAGAACAAAACAAAAAACCCUUUUCCCAGGCUUAUAUUCUUGACCUUAAAAGGCACGCAGGGUUUAAUGGUUUAUUUUAUUAUUGUUUUGCGAUUUUUGUUUUUGCCUUAAGUAAUGAGAGAAGAUAUAUAUGGCUGGACACAUAUGUAUAAACUUUUCAGCAGCAUUUUUAAUAAUAAAAUAUCACGGUAUUUUCUAAUGCUUUGUGCAAAGAA
Molecule: messenger RNA, 6173 nt
Organism: Ornithorhynchus anatinus (platypus)
Lineage: Eukaryota; Metazoa; Chordata; Mammalia; Monotremata; Ornithorhynchidae
Gene: NLGN4X
Product: neuroligin 4 X-linked
Exons: 8
Coding region: 845-3355 (836 amino acids)
Biological process (GO): postsynaptic membrane assembly; neuron cell-cell adhesion; chemical synaptic transmission
Cellular component (GO): postsynaptic specialization membrane; synapse; cell surface
Molecular function (GO): neurexin family protein binding; signaling receptor activity
Source: RefSeq, a predicted model, not a curated record